Messenger RNA from Oryza brachyantha (malo sina), 2552 nucleotides. Its product is annotated as polygalacturonate 4-alpha-galacturonosyltransferase-like. Lineage: Eukaryota; Viridiplantae; Streptophyta; Magnoliopsida; Poales; Poaceae. Bases 95 to 2176 code for a protein of 693 amino acids. The record is from RefSeq and is a predicted model, not a curated record. The transcript has 9 exons. Gene Ontology annotation, molecular function: polygalacturonate 4-alpha-galacturonosyltransferase activity.
GCCGGAGCAAGCGCGGCGCCGCGCAAGCUGCCGUCUCCGGCAAGGUCCGGACCCGGCGGAGGUGAACCGGAUCCUCCUCUCCCCCUCGCUGGAGAUGCCGUCCGCGAAGCGGCUCCCGUACUCCACGGCCGGGGGAGGAGGAGGAGGAGGGAGGCGCGGUGGCGGCGGCGCCUCCGGCUCCGGCGUGGUGGCGCCGCUGGUGGUCCUCGUGUUCCUGUUCGUGCUCGCGCCGUCGAUCUUCUUCGUCGCGCGCAAUGGCGGCCACGUCCACGUCGCCUCAGAUCCCAAGGAUAGGGAAAGUAAUCAGGAAACCGAUUGGCGAAAGCAACUGCCAACGAACAACCUGAAAUCCAUUUUGUCCAAGGAGAUAAUCAAUGCUUUAGCUGCUAGUCAACAAGAAGCAGGUUCUUUGAGUGUUGAUUUCUUCAGAAAACGUGCAUCUCCCUCUUGGAAAACUGAUGAUCUAAUCAAUGAACUGACAAAUUCUAGUUUGGAUGUUGAUGACAAAGUUAAAUCUGAAAACAGUUCUGCAGAACAUGAUUUAUCUCUUACAGAUAAAACACCAAAGGAUGAUACUGAUGAACACCAAGUUGAUGCAGCUGCAAAAAAUGCCCGAAGGAAACUAAGGGAGAAAAGGCGUGAAAAGAGGGCAAUGGAUUUGGUAAGGAAAGAUGACGAAGCACGUGUUAAGCUGGAGAAUGCUGCUAUUGAACGAUCAAAGGCUGUAGAUUCUGCUGUCCUUGGGAAAUACAGCAUUUGGAGAAAAGAGAAUGAGAAUGAGAACUCAGAUUCUACAGUUAGGUUGAUGAGAGACCAGAUUAUUAUGGCACGUGUUUAUUCUGUGCUUGCUAAAUCAAAGAACAAGAAUGAUCUUUACCAAGAACUGCUUACCCGGAUCAAGGAAAGCCAGCGGGCUGUUGGAGAGGCUACUUCUGAUUCUGACCUUCAUCAUAGUGCACCUGAGAAAAUCAGAGUAAUGGGUCAACUUCUAUCCAAGGCUAGAGAGGAUGUGUAUGACUGCAAGGCGGUAACUCAGAGACUUAGAGUUAUGCUUCAGUCAGCAGAUGAACAAGUCAGGAGCUUGAAGAAGCAGAGUACAUUUCUUAGCCAGUUGGCUGCAAAGACAAUUCCAAACAGCAUCCACUGUUUGUCUAUGCGCUUGACAAUAGAUUACUAUCUCCUCCCAUUGGAAAAACGGAAGUUCCCAAGGAGCGAGAACUUGGAAAAUCCAGAGCUCUAUCACUAUGCACUUUUCUCAGACAAUGUGUUGGCAGCAUCUGUUGUUGUGAACUCAACCAUCAUGAAUGCAAAGGAGCCUGAGAAGCAUGUUUUCCAUCUUGUGACUGAUAAGUUAAACUUCGGAGCUAUGAACAUGUGGUUUUUGCUGAACCCACCUGGGAAGGCCACCAUCCAUGUGGAGAACGUAGAUGAAUUUAAGUGGUUGAAUUCAUCGUACUGUCCUGUUUUACGGCAACUUGAGUCUGCAGCCAUGAAAGAGUAUUAUUUCAAGGCUGACCGCCCCACCACUCUCUCAGCAGGUUCUUCAAACCUAAAGUAUCGUAACCCCAAGUACCUCUCCAUGUUGAACCACUUGAGAUUUUAUCUCCCACAGGUCUACCCAAAGUUGGAUAAGAUACUUUUCCUGGAUGAUGACAUUGUCGUGCAGAAAGAUUUGACAGGUCUAUGGGAUGUUGAUCUUAAUGGAAAGGUUAACGGUGCAGUGGAGACCUGUGGGGAGAGUUUCCAUCGUUUUGACAAGUAUCUUAACUUUUCAAAUCCACAUAUCGCUCGGAACUUUGAUCCUAAUGCUUGUGGCUGGGCUUAUGGAAUGAACAUAUUUGAUCUGAAGGAGUGGAAGAAGAAAGACAUUACUGGGAUCUACCACAGGUGGCAAAACAUGAACGAAGACAGGGUCCUUUGGAAGCUUGGGACACUUCCACCUGGUUUGUUGACCUUCUACAAGUUGACGCAUCCCCUUGACAAGUCGUGGCAUGUCCUUGGGUUGGGAUACAAUCCAAGCAUUGACCGCUCAGAGAUAGAUAAUGCUGCUGUUGUUCAUUACAAUGGUAACAUGAAGCCAUGGUUGGAGUUAGCAAUGACCAAGUACAGACCAUAUUGGACCAGGUACAUAAAGUAUGAUCACCCUUACAUCCGUGGAUGCAACUUGGCUGAGUAGUUAUGAUGUAAAGCUGACGGAGAAGAUCGCCCAGCCUGAUCAGAAGCGCCCCUGCACACCCUGCGAAUGUGCUUCGAUCAAGUAUAGUAGCUAGAGCUGGAGCUGUCGAUCCCUGGUUUAAAAAGGAAGAAAGAAUGAUGGAUGUUCUCACGAACAUGUGUCAUAGAUGCUUACAGUAGUUCUUUCGUUCAAUUGAUGAUGUGCAGUUCUGUUUUGCCAUUGACAUUGUCAGGAGAAACCUGUUAAAUGUGUGUUUUAGCUGUUUGUGGUGGGUGUUGCCAUCGAAAUUAUCAGGGUGACGAGUUAUGUUGGCAACUGGCAUUACAUGGUCUCCUGUGAAUCAAUGAAAAAAAAAAUCAGAGGUUUCACGUGAUAA